AUGGGAGCUCCAAGGUGUAAAGAACCCCUGCUCACAGACUCUGCGAAAAUGGUAGCUGUGGAACAGUGUAUGGAAAUACAUUACACAAUAAAUGAUAAGAUGUAUUUUGCAGAUGAUAUAGCUGAAACUACCUUGGCAGACAUGUAUACAAAAUAUUGGAAGAGUUACAUCUCAGCAUAUAUGCAAGAAGCGGAAUGGAUAGCUUCUAAUCAUAAACCAAGUUUUGAUGAAUAUUUAAUUAAUGGAGUGAUAAGUGUUGGCAUGAGAAUUACAGUGAUUUAUGCAUUGUUAUUAACGAAUGCUCCUUUAUCUUAUGAGAUUAUGGAGAAACUUGAUAUCCCAUCAUCAAGGUUGCAAGCUCUUGUGUCAUUGACUACACGACUAUUAGAUGAUAUCAAAGAUUUUGAGGAUGAGCAAGCUCGUGGAGAGACAACUUCAAGCAUUGAAUGUUAUAUCAAAGAUAACCCAAGCUCUACAAGGGAAGAUGCUUUAAAUUAUGUCACAAAUCAUAUUGAGAGUUGUGUACAAGAGUUGAAUCGGGAGUUUCUUAAGCCUUCGGAUAUACCCGAUUAUUGUAGGAAGGUAUAUUUUAAUGGUGGCAUCCGAGGUAUAUUUUUCUUAUUCAAGGAUGUUGAUGGUUUUACAUUUUCUCAUCAAAAGGAGAUAUGAGAUGCAACAACAAAAAUUCUGAUGGAACCAGUCAUGCCAUAGACUAAAAUUUG
Molecule: messenger RNA, 722 nt
Organism: Cryptomeria japonica (Japanese cedar)
Lineage: Eukaryota; Viridiplantae; Streptophyta; Pinopsida; Cupressales; Cupressaceae
Product: alpha-humulene synthase-like
Exons: 4
Coding region: 1-669 (222 amino acids)
Molecular function (GO): magnesium ion binding; terpene synthase activity
Source: RefSeq, a predicted model, not a curated record